Messenger RNA from Pocillopora meandrina, 956 nucleotides. Lineage: Eukaryota; Metazoa; Cnidaria; Anthozoa; Scleractinia; Pocilloporidae. The record is from the annotation of a GenBank genome assembly.
UUAUUGUUACUACAGAAGUGGGGGGACGAAAAUAUACAAAUGAAGUUAAUAUCUUGUACCAGAAAGAGGCCUAUAUGGCAAGAAAUAAGUGAUUUUAUUCGAGCGGCAGGCUACGAAGACCGUGAUGAAGAUGCCUGCAAAACAAGAGUACACACAUUAGUAAGUGCGUAUCGCUCCUACAAAGACGAAUGCGAGAAGACCGGAAACGGGACUCCAAAGAGGAAGCCGGCGUUUUUCGACGAAGUCAAUGAAUUUCUCUUAAAAAAACCAUGUACCAAACCGAAGGUUGUGGUAAAUUCUUCAAAAAUUAUCAUUGAGGCGGACAACGAAGAAGAAGACAAUGAAAAAAUUGAGAACGAUGAACCAAACGAAGAGUUGCCUUCCUUCAACGGCUGCACCAGCGUCGGCAGCAACAACAAAACAGCCGGCAAAUUUCCUCAACCAAACAAGGGUGAAUGUUUGACAGGUGAGCUUUAAAAACUUUCGCUGAUUGGGGGGUCAGACAAUAUGCCAAGAAAAUGUUUCAAUAUCGACGCCUACGUUGUCUGUAAUCUCUAACAAAAUUUCUUGAUAAUUUUACUUCCAAGAUGAGUAGAGUUGAACAAAAAUAUUGAGAUAAGUAUUGGCUCAAACAGCCUUCCACAUGAUUCAUUCAUGAUUUAUUCUCGACUUUAACUUCUGCCUUUAAAGAUUUCUUGUAUUCCUUCACAGAAAGAACAACAGAUGUUGGCAAGCCAUUUUUCAAACCCGCUACGAAGAAGCGGAAGGUGUCAACGACGAAUGCCUCAACACAAAUUGACAAGGCGUUGGAGGCAUUUGUUUCCUAUCAACAAGCUGCUGAUAGGAGUUUUCUUGACGCAGAGGAGGCUCGCGAAAGACAAAGAAGAAGAAAGGGAGGAGAGAAGAAGGAAGGAAGACCAGGAGUUUCCACUGAAAUUGGCGCAGGUACUUCGAAA